This is a messenger RNA of Vitis riparia (riverbank grape), 843 nucleotides long. RefSeq lists its product as uncharacterized. The transcript is spliced from 2 exons. Gene Ontology annotation, molecular function: protein binding. The coding region runs from base 1 to 843 and encodes 280 amino acids. Lineage: Eukaryota; Viridiplantae; Streptophyta; Magnoliopsida; Vitales; Vitaceae. The record is from RefSeq and is a predicted model, not a curated record.
AUGGAAGGACGAAAAUGGGAAGAGCUAAACCUAGACUGUUUGGUGAAUGUGUUUGGGAGAGUUGGGAUGGAGUCAUUGUUGUUGGAUGUUCCCUUGGUAUGCAAGCCAUGGUAUAAAGCUACCCUCGAUCCUAAGUGCUGGGAACAUCUUAUUUUUCCUGAAGACAUCAAACCUUGUAGCGCAUGGGAUUAUAUCUGCACUCCAUAUCCGGGAAGGAUAAUAAGUGAAUAUGGUCACCGUCACUAUAUCAAGGGCUUGACGGAAGUUGGAUGUCCUUUUCCUAUCACUGCAUUCAUGAAAUUCGUGAUUAACCGUAGUCGUAGAUGUGCUACUGAGCUUAGCCUCUCCUUCUGCUGCUGUGGAAAGGCAUUAAAGUAUGCUGCGAAUGAGUGUCCUGCAUUGAAGGCUUUGUCUCUCAAUAUUGCUGAGCGUUGCAUUCGAUCAUCUCUUCGACCUUCCCAAGAAGUAACUAUUAUUCCAAAACUGUUGAGCAACUGGAAAAACCUGGAAACGUUGGAUUUUGGACGAGGAAAUCACAGUGGGAAAGCCCUAGCGAAAAUCAGUCUUCAUUGCAACAUCACUAAGCUAGCAGCUCGAGGUACCAAUGUUGGGAGUGAAGUUGCUUCAGCCAUUGUCACCUCACUACCGAAGCUUAAGUACUUGGUUCUAGAGGGAUCAACAUUCUAUAAGCAGGAAUAUCUAGUGCUGAUAUUGCUAGGCUGCAAAGAGAUUGUUCAUUUGGACGUCAGGAAUUGCAUUGGCUUUGAUAAGAAUGAUGUUGAGAUAUUGGAGCUUGCUUCUCACAUUCCUGCGUUCAUGUGUGAAGGUUCUAUCUCUUUUUGA